CCCUUUCCACUCCGGAGCAAGUUCUGCUGCUCACCGGUGCUGAGAAAGUAUUCGCAUUUACAGGACGGAAACUUUCAUGUCAAGAAACCAUACGAAGAAUAUGAAUUUGUAAGGAUAUCGGACGUGCCACAAGGAGCUAGCUAUGUCACCAACAACAGACUGAGCCUGUAUACAAAGGAGAGCAGCCAAAGGGUUAGCUUAAUAGCUUCAGCGUGUUUGGAUUUUACAAGCAUCCUUCAAAAUGAGUCCAGAGGGGAAGAAGCUGUUGAACAUCAUUAUCCUGGGCUUCGGCUUUAUGUUUAUGUUUACCGCUUUUCAAACAUGUGGUAAUAUAGAGCAAACGGUCAUCAAGAGCUUCAACAGCACUGAGUUCCAUGGGAGUGGAUAUACAAGCAUGGCCAUCAUCUAUGGAGUUUUCUCUGCAUCCAACCUGAUCGCUCCAUCAGUGGUGACUGUCAUUGGGCCCCAGCUGUCGAUGUUUUUUAGCGGGCUUUUGUACAGUGGCUACAUUGCUAUGUUCAUUUACCCAUACACCUGGAGCUUCUAUACCGCGUCUGUGCUUGUUGGAAUAGGAGCAGCAGUUUUGUGGACUGCUCAGGGAAAUGUGCUUGCAAUAAACUCUACUGAUAUAACCAUUGGUAGAAAUAGUGGCAUAUUUUGGGCAUUGCUGCAGUUCAGCUUAUUCUUUGGAAAUCUGUACAUAUACUGUGCCUGGCAUGGACACGUCCACAUAACAGACAAGGACAGGCAGACUGUGUUCAUCUCUCUGACCGUUAUCAGUCUGGUGGGGUGCUUCCUCUUCUUCCUAAUUCGGAAACCAGACCCUGAUCCUGCUCCUUCUGAGGCAUCGGAGUCGCUGCUGCAGGCUGAAUUUGUAGAGAGCAACGCAUCAGCUAGCUCACCACAAGCAAGCCUCUGUUCACAAGCUCUGGAUGCAUUUGUCAAAGCAUGUAAAAUGUUUGUCACCAAAGAGAUGCUGCUGCUGAGCAUCUCAAUAGGAUACACAGGACUGGAACUCACUUUUUACAGCGGGGUCUACGGGACCUGCAUAGGAGCCAUGAAUCAGUUCGGCAAAGACGCUAAGAGUUUGAUCGGCAUCUCUGGCAUUUUCAUCGGCAUUGGCGAGAUUUUGGGAGGGGGCGUGUUUGGGAUGCUUAACAAGUGCAACCGGUAUGGGAGGAACCCUGUGGUGCUGCUCGGGCUCAUCACACACUUUGUUGCCUUUUACCUGAUUUUUCUCAACAUCGCCAGUGAUGCUCCUUUGGCUCCAGAGGCAGGAACAGAUCUGCAGGCCUACGUCACACCCAGUGUGGCCGUGGCAAUGCUCUGCAGCUUCCUGCUUGGUUUGGGCGACAGCUGCUUCAAUACUCAGCUGCUGAGCAUCAUCGGCUUCUUGUUCCGCGACAACAGCGCCCCUGCAUUUGCUGUCUUCAAGUUCAUACAGUCCAUCAUGGCUGCUCUGGCCUUCUUCUACAGCAACUACCUGCUGCUUCACUGGCAGCUGCUCAUCCUGGUCGUGAUGGGUUUCCUGGGCUCUAUGACUUUCUUUAUGGCUGAGGCUCUGGCUGAAUCUACAAGGCGAGAAACGGACUAUGAAAGCAUCUGAUGUGAGACUGGUGAGGAGGAGGAUGAGGAGGGCACAGCUGGAGGAGUUUAGCCUUCCACAGCUGGAAAUAUAUCCCAGGGAUAGUGAUAAUGAAGAUACCACAGCUUGACAGUGUGGUAUGAUUCCUGAAGUAGCCUGGUACCAUUUAUCUUUGUAAUUAUAUGACAUACUGUAUAUUAAAAAGGUUUGUCCAGUGGGGGUCCAGUGUGCACUAAAGUUAUCCUUACUUUGGUUCAUUCUGGUCAUGUUGUAAUUAUGUAGUGCACAAACAUAUCAGAAAUUGGAAAAAAAUGGUGUAAUAUAUACCUCAAAAAGACUCGGCUGAGACAUCAAUAAUAGAAAUCUUGAUUUGGACAUAAAGCACUUCUGAUUCAAGGUCUGUUAUUGAAAAUGUACAUGGGUGGGUAAUGAGAUCCCACUGCUAGUGCCUGUAUGAAAAGAACCUAAAGAAAUAUACUCAUUUUGUUAUGAAGCAGCUUUACAUAAAACGAACAUCUUUGUCUCUGAGUGCUGCUGCUCAGGGUGCAUGCAACAACUUAUAUCAAGAAUUUCAGUAUUUUGAAACCCGGAUAAAAAGUUUGAAAUUGCCCAUUGUAGAUCACUUUUAGAAACAGGCAUACACAUGGCUGUACUGGCUGCAAUGUACUCCUUUAGGGUUGAGAGGCCAUUAUCUAAGCAGUUCUAUCAAAAACAGCUGAUGUUGUCGGCAACAGGCUCAGCAUGUUGUUUUAAAUGGCACCAAACUUGAUUGAUAAAAGACUAGGUUAAACUCUCUAAACAGGAGUUGCUGAUCUGCCUCUGCAUUGGUCUAUAAGCCUGUUUAUAUAAUCGUAGGAUUUGUGCAUUUAAAAUUGUAAGUUCAAGCCCAACAAUAUUAAACGCACAAUAACAAACUCUGAUAAGGAUAGAAGAAGUAUAGCAACUCCUGUAUUCUUAGGUAACAUUGAUGCUUUUGCCAGUAGAGUCCUGUUGGUUUAAGAAGAGAUGUAACUUUUUAUUCUGUUUAAAAAGUAACCAAAUCUUAUACAGAAAAACCCCACUCGUGGACUGAGAAUGUUAUUUAAAAUAAAAAUGUAUUUCAUUAACAAAAAUUGGAGCUCUGCCUCACUGACUACAGGAGUUGCUGCUCUACCUCUGCUUUGAUGAGUGAGCCUGUUUAUAUAAUUUUGGGAUGAGGGUAUUUAAGCGGUUUGUUCAAUUCCACAAUAUUUAUGAAACGCACAAUGCCACCUGAUGAAGGCAGAGGAAGCAUAGCAACUCCCAUAUUCUUCAAAGUAACACUGGUUCUUUUACCAAUAGAGCCCUGUAGUCUAAAAAAGAAACAUGGAACUGCCUGUUCUGGUCUAAAAGGAACCCAGUCAUAUACAGAAAAACCCCACUCAUUGGCUAAGAUUGUUAUUCUAAAUAAACAAAGAUUCCACUGACAAAAAUUGGAGCUGUACCUCAUCAAACAUGGGAAUUUGUGGUCUACCUCUGCUUUGGUGGGUGAGCCUGUUUGUAUAAUUUUGGGAUGAGGGUGUUUAAAAUAGUUAGUUCAAGCCCAACACUAUAAAACACAAAAUGGUAAACUAAUGAAGGCAGAGUAAGAACAACAACUCUUGUAUUCUUUGAGGUAAAAUUGGUGCUUUUGCCAGUAGAGUCCUGUGGACUUAAGAAGAAACAUGUAACUGCUUAUUCUGUUUUAAAAGGUGCCGAUUCAUAUUCAGAAAAAUCCACUGAUGGGCUAAGAAUGUUAUUCUAAACAAAAAAAGGAUUCUAUUAAAAAAAAUUGAGCUCUACCUCACCAAACAAAGGAGUUGCUGAUCAACCCCUGCAUUGAUCUACAAGCCUGUUUUUAUAAUUGUAGGAUGUGGGCAUUUUAAAUGGUUACUUCAAGCCCAACACUAUUUGUUAAAUUCACAAUGACAAACUGAUGAAGGCAGUGGUAGCACAACAACUCCUUUUUUUUUCUUUCAGGUAAAAUUGGUAUUUUUGACAGUACAGUAGAGUCCUAUGGCCUUAGAUAAAAACAGAUUACAUUAACAAAAAUUGUAACUUUACCUCACUAGAGAUGGGAGUUGCUGAUCUACCUCUGCUUAAACGGAUAAGCAUGUUUAUAUAAUUGUGAGAUAUGGGUGUUUUAGAUAGUAAUCACACAUUCAACACAGUAGUGAUAGCGCACACAAUAACACAAGCUAAUCAUGGCCUAAAAACUUGAGCAACUACUACAUUCUAUGAGGUGAAAUUUUUAUUUUUUGUUACUGGAGUCAGUGGCUUCAUGGAUGAAAAUCUGCCAUUUCCUCUUCAAAAACAAUCUUAAUAUUGAAGAAAUAGGGCCAUUUACAGGCUCUGAAUAUUUUUCUAAAUGGUACAAGACUCUUAUUAACAAAAGAAUGCCUUUUACCUUGCUAAAUGUGGGAGUUGCUGAUCUACCCACACUUUGAUCUGUAAGCCUGCUUGAAUAAUGUGGAAUGUAGGGGUUUUAAGUUCAGUUUCAACACAACAGUAAUGAUAUGUUUAAAAACACAAGCUUAUCGGGGCAGAGGAAGCUCAGCACCUCUCGUGCUCUUGGAGCUAGAGUUGGUGUUUUUUUCAAGAGAGUUAAGUAGCUUUAGAAAGAGAAUGUUACUGCCAUAUCUGCUGUAAAAGAGGAGCUUACUCAUUCACAAAAAGGCUGAUGGCUGUCUCAGAAUGCGGUUCAAAACAAUUCCAAUAACAAAAAAAGGAGUUUUACAACACAAAAUAUGGGGGUUGCUUGUCUACUCAUCCUUCCAUCUGUAGGCCUGAUUGAUACUUUUGGGUGUUUUUGAAUACUUAGUUUAAUUCCAACACAAUAUUUAUGAAACACACAUUAGCACAAGCUCAUCAAGGCAGAAGAAGCUCAGCAGCUCAUGUUUUCUUGGAAGUAGAGUUGGUGUUUUGUCAGUGGAAACAUGGGAGUUGCUGAUCUACCCCUACCUUGAUCUAUAAAGCUGUACAGACUGUAUAAUCAUGAACAAUAUAUUUAUGGGGUAAGGGUGUUUUAACUGUUCAUCAAAGUCCAACACUAUGUCUAUGAAACACACUACAAGGAAGGCAGCAGAGGCCAAGCACCUUCUGUGUUUUUUUAAGGUAAAUUUGGUGUCUUUGUCAGUGGAGUCCAGCUGCUUUUAGAGCAUCUAUUUUAUUGCAGUUUCUGGUGGUAUCUCUAGAAAUCUGUUCUGUAUUAUUGAUGCCAAGAAUUACAAUUUAAGCCAGUCAGUGGCAAAAACAAACAUGUUCUGCAGAUUUUCACCAUGUUUAAGUUGCAGCCAUUACAGCUUGUAUUGCACCUGGCAUAUGAAAUUAUUUAUACCUACUAGCAUGAGUCAUUCAGACCCUGAAUUAAACUUCAUUAGGUAUACCUAUCCAACUGUUUAUUAACGCAAAUAUCUAAUCAGCCAAUCACAUGCCAGCAACCAAAGUGUUAAUGCAUGUAGGCAUGGUCAAGAUGAUGUGCUGAAGUUCAAACUGAACAUUAGAAUUAGAAAGACAGGUGAUUAAAAUCGCCUUUACCAUUCUGAUGCUUGACCAUGUUAACAUGCCUAAAUACACUGAUUGCUGCCUUAUGAUUGGCUGAUAAGAUACUUGUGUUAAUGAGCAAUCAAACUGGCAUACCUAAUGAAAUGAUCAGUGAGUGUAUGUCUCAAUGGGUAGGUUUAAAAAUACUGGAAUUCCCCUUUGAAAUGACCAUUUAACAUGCCUUGCACUCAUAGCAACAUAUCAUGCACAAAAUCAACCAUGAUUAUAAUGCAUUACUGAAAAAAACACCCAUCUGUGAAAAUACAGUUCAUCAAACUGGCUUUGUAAGAGAUGCUGUCAAAAACAAUUAUACACUGAAGCAAUUGUGUUGUCUGUCCACUGCUGUACUUCACAGUUUAUCAGACAUGUUAAGCUGCAGUCACAAGCGAUUCACAGCCUGCAAUGAACUGUAAAGACAAAUAUUUAUCAGUCAGUUCUCUUCUGGUUAUGUGUUUGAUUUAAAGACAUUACAGCAGUUAGGGAGCAAACAGUUUAAAGGGAAACACUGUCAAUAUUUGUGUGUGCUAACUUCAUUUCUAAUCUUAUUUUUAUAUGUUCUCUUUCUUUUCUCAGUCUUUCAUUAUACCCUUAAUGCUGUGUAGCUGGUUUAUCUGUAAUAAGAUCCACAUUGGCUGGAUUACCCGUGACUCUGCAUUCCAGUGAACUUAUUGUUAUUGACAGCGGGUGACUUCAUUUAGCUAAAACAAACAGAAAAUUAAAUACCAGUCCUUUUUUUUCUUCCUUUGAAACUUUCUUUUAACUUCGAAUAUGGAGUAAAAAAAGAUUUCAACUGAAAAAGAAGGCCAGUUAGAGCAGAAAGCCAAAGAUUAGUCUUGUUUUUUUUUUUUUUUUCUGUCACCUGUGUUGUUGCACCCUGAAUGAAAUAAUUUUGAUAUUGUCUCUCAGUUUAAGCUGAUCUGAUGCCAAACCAUCACAGUGCUAAAAAAGGCCUUAGGACUCGUCCUUUACAAAUAGAUUUAUGUUUUAUUUUAAGUGGAAAAGGGUGUUGAGGAACUGUACCACACAUGCUGUAGUUUUUUUCUCAUGUUAAAGUGUCAGAAUUUGAAUUACAGUAAAUUAUUCUGGUUAAUUUAUUGCUGAAGGAAACAUCAGGGGAUGGGUUUGCUCAGUUUUUUUGGUGUUGCAAUCAAUCUCAAGGAUAUUAAGGGAAAUGCAUGUGUACUAUAAGAAAUGUGAUUUUAUACUUGAAUGUAGUAAUGAAUGGCGCCCAAACUUUUGCUUGCUUGUUUUUAUUAUCAAUAAAAUCUUAUUUUGAA
Messenger RNA from Cheilinus undulatus (humphead wrasse), 6402 nucleotides. RefSeq names its product major facilitator superfamily domain containing 11 (gene mfsd11). The transcript is spliced from 14 exons. Bases 242 to 1606 code for a protein of 454 amino acids. The record is from RefSeq and is a predicted model, not a curated record. NCBI's taxonomy places the organism in Eukaryota, Metazoa, Chordata, Actinopteri, Labriformes, Labridae.